AAUCGAAUUCGAUGACAAAUUUCAUCACAAAUCUUUAUUGACUGAUGUAUUUUGUGAAGUGAUUGCAUUUAUUUAGCGUAAUUGCAUUGUAAUAGAAGUAAUUCAUUGAAUUCACAGUGCAGUUAAACUAUAAAGCACAUAAUCAUGGCUAAUGACGAAGCUAUUUUGAAACAAUACCUAUCCAAGUACCAGCAUCGCGAUUACACAGCUCGUGAGGUAAUUAAUUUGAUACAAGCACACAGAAGUCUCACUUAUCGUUUGGAGGCCUUUGUUUUCAACAAUGGAACUAGGAAGGAUCUGCUUAACUUAGAAGGGACUGUUCCAGUACACUACAAAGGAGCCUAUUACAACAUUCCAGUAUGUAUUUGGCUAAUGGACACUCAUCCAACUAAUGUACCUCUGUGUUUCGUUAAACCGACGCCCGACAUGUCUAUCAAGGUCUCCAAAUACGUGGACAGUAACGGGAAGGUCUAUCUGCCAUUUUUACAUGAAUGGAACCCACAGAAAUCAACUUUAUUGAACCUUGUUUUAGCCAUGAUAGCUGCUUUUGGGGAGUUGCCUCCAGUGUACUCUAAACCACGCAGUGAGGCAGCCAGGCCUCCGUAUCCGGUCAAUUCGUUCAUGCCUCAGCCCUAUCCAGGUGCUGGCUAUCCUCAAGUUACACCACAGACAGGCUAUCCACCACAACCAACACCAUAUCCAACUACAUCCAAUGUGCCCUAUCCUGGAUAUGGUUCGCCAUACCCUGGUGCAGGCUCAGCUGCUACUAAUGGAUUGCCAUACCCUCCAAUGCCAGGGAGCACCCCCUACCCCCCACAACAGGCUGCCUAUCAGACUGGACCAGACACUAACAGUGGAACAAUAACGGAAGAACACAUAAAAGCAUCCUUACUAUCUGCUGUUGAAGAUAAACUAAGGAGAAGACUCAAGGAGCAAUCCCAGCAGUCACAAGCAGAGCUGGAGACACUCAGGCGGACUCAACAGGAGCUUCAAGAAGGGAAAUCAAGGCUGGAGGAUAUCUUAAGUAGACUGCAGAGGGAACGCUCGGAACUGGACAAGAAUGUAGUUAUUUUACAAGAGAAAGAGAAAGAACUACAGGCAGCUGUUGAGAGAUUAGCAGAGCAAGAAGGAGUAGAUGUGGACGAGGCAGUGGUGACCACCGCUCCUUUAUAUAAUCAGCUCUUAAAUGCUUUUGCUGAGGAAGCAACUUUAGAAGACGCUAUGUACUACAUGGGAGAAGCAUUACGUAAGGAGGUCAUUGACUUGGACACUUAUUUGAAGCAAGUGCGGGCUCUGGCAAGGCGUCAGUUUACUUUGAGAGCUUUAAUGCACAAGUGCAGACAAAAAGCCCAACUGGCUUGUUAAUGAAUUGGCUUGGCAAUGUUGUGAUUUCUUCAUGAAAACCUUCAAUACUCUGGUCAAAAUGCAUUCUCAAAUAUUGAGGUCAAAAUUUAUAUGUAAUAUAUUUGAGAAAACUGUUAUUUUCUAUGAGAGUGCAUGGACUUUGGGUUGUUAUGAUUGUUUAAAGAGACUGCUUUUUCAAUUUGCAAGCAUAGUUUCUAUAAUCAGUCCCACUGUCAUCAAUAAAAAAAAAGCAAUGAUCUUAGUUUGUAAAGUUGAAGGAAAAAAUCUUGAACAUGUAUCCAUUUAAUGUUUUGCUAUUACUUAGGCCUUAUCUCUGUGGCAUCAAUAAAUAGACUCGUGUGGGUAAAUGGUACAUUUAAAUGAAUUAUUAUAAGAAAAUAUCAUAUUCAGCUCACAUGGACUAUCGAUGUUAAAUUACUGAGACUAAAUUAUUUUUGAUUUUAUGUACAAAUACAAUUGGAAAAAACCAUAGACUUAGGUUUUACACUUUUGUUUUGUGCUAUCAACAAGUAUAACAAAUAACAUUAAUGAUUUACCAUUUUAGCUUCAUUUAUUUUUGCCACUGAGAUAAGAGUAUAUAUAUCUAGCUAUUAUUACCUAGUUUUUUAUUGUAGUUAAAAUAUAUAACCAAUAUGUUUUUAUUGUCUUUAGACUUUUAAAAAAUACCUUAUUUGUAUGUAGUAUAAGAUUACAGCAGACCAAGAUAUUUUAACAGUGCAAGCAUGUAUCAUUUCCUCAAUAAUUGAUGAGUCAUCAGUCAAUUUUCUCUCGAGGAAUUUUCUAUGAAGUUAUGUUUUGAUAACUACAAAUCAAAAAAUUGCUAAGCCAAGGAAUUUUCAACCAUAUAACCUUUGGAACAUGUGUAAUUUUCCUUUUUAUUUUUAAAAUAGAUGAGUCUGUACUGUCAAUUUCACUAUUACAAUCUCUUAUGUAAUCAUAUUUAUUUGUAUUGUGAUACGCUUUUAUCAAGUAGGCUUCUGACAAGGUACUAGGUACUCCAAUUGCCAUGUGACCUUGCAUAUUUGCUACUCAGCACCUAACUACAAAUUACAAAAGUUGUGUGGUUCUUAGAUAGUUCUCCUAUUGGCUAAAAUGAGGAAAUUAAUGUUAUAAGUUUUGCAAUAAAUGACUCAUACUAUGGAUAAGUACAAUCUAAAAAGAAUCUACUUAUAAAUAUGGGGCAUGUUCUAUGAAAAGGGACCUUAUUGUCGAUGGCGCUUACGCCGCACAUCGUCGCGAUAUAUUUAUAUCGAAGCAUCGUUUAUAAUGGCGUAAGUGCCAUCGACAAUAAGGUCCCUUUUUAUAGGAAAUAUCACAUAUGAUCUUCUUAAUGUGAAAAUCCUACAGUUCACAUGUUCACUUGAUUCUUCUGUUCAAUCUAUGGGUAAUUUAAACGCUACAUACCAGAUACGUAACUAUUAGAUUUAGCGUAUUGAACAUAAGAACUUACUUUCUAUGCAUCUCGUUCAUACUCGCAUAGUAGUGCGAGCGAGAUGUAUAGAAAGUAAGUGCUAAGGCAGUCGUGGUAAGGCUACUGUUUACAUUUACCAGCGAGACUUCCACAUUUUAGGGUCAAUUGCACCAAAUUUUUUGUCAUCUAAAGAGUUUGCAAAAUUUUAUUGUAUGGAAAGUUUCAUUGUAAACCGCCGCGGCGCGCCGGGUGACGUUGAUCAGUCGGUGUAGUAUCUCUACUGGCGCUUGAAAACUAGGUGAAUACUAUUUAAGUUUAAUACAUAUAUUGAGUGCCAUUUGACAGUAAAAGAAAUCCAUCAUAAUAUGAUUACAAGGAGGAUUUUAUUAAGUAAACUAGUAGUUUUCCUUGUUGUUUUGUGUCCGAUCUGCCAGGAGACAACUAACAGUAUCACAGUUUGUUAGAAGCAAUGUUGUACCACAUUACACUAAGUUAUGUUUGGUAGAUGUGUACCACAAAAUUAAAUUUUUGGUGAAUGAUCGAAAUUAAACUAUCGUGAGACAUAUUUCAAAAUAUUUAGAUCAGUACGGUAAGCGAUUAAAAAUAAUAUUGAGUGAAACUGUACUGAUCUAAAUAUUUUGGUGAAUGCUCCAAAACCACGAUUGUAAAAAGUUAAUGUUAUGCUUUUGUUGACGUAUUAUAAAAUAUAAACAUAAUCAUAUUUAUUGAGUAAUUUCGUUAAGUAUAGUAUAGUUGUUACGCUUUUUUAAAUGAGCUACGGUGUAUUCGGGUAUUUGAAAAUCGACUCUAAAAUAAUGGCACUAGGAGUGAAUUUCGUAAUUACCCAACUUUUUAAACUUCGAAGAUACACCUCGUGUUAGUAUAGUUUCGAUGCAAAAUUGUGAAAUUAAUUAAAUUUGGACAUAAUCUCUUUGAACAGAGCGCUUUAUCAUUAGUUACUUUAGUUAGACCAUAUAGUCUACUAUCUAACUUUGAAAGUUGGGUGGCUAACUCUGCACCAUGUUUGACUGCUGUACUGCGCCCAUAGACAUAGUAUAUACAAGACUGCGCCAAAUUUUGUACUCAUCUAACGACCACAAGAACAACUUUCGACAACCAGUGCUACCGCAUAAUCUACAAUCCGUAAAGCGCCAUCUACAUCAGCAUAAUUCGAAGCACGAAUUUGUCAUAGAUUUGACUCAUCUCAUACAAUCGACACAUCACAUCUUUGGCCAUGUUUAAAUCAAGUCACAUAAUUAUGUAUUUAAAUAUUUUCAGGUGACUUAGGCCCAAAAAGUUUAACAUUUAAAAAUGAGCUCUAAAUUUGCGCACUGCAUGUUUUAUUCGUUGCUUCACAAAAGCAAAUAUAUUUUUGAGUUAUUUUUUUAGUUUGAGGAUUUAAUUGAAUUGAAUUGUUCCUUUGUACAGUUAUACAUAUUAUAAUAUAGGUACCUACAUAUAACUAGCCAUGGAAAGGUCUCAGAGGUUACUGUUAAUGAUUUUUGUAUGUCGAUUUAUGUAAGUUUUGCAUUGCCUAGGCUAGGGUGUUUAGCCAACGGGCUGCAAUUGUCACAAUAAAUAUUGAAAUUAUAUUCAAA
Messenger RNA from Cydia strobilella, 4374 nucleotides. RefSeq names its product tumor susceptibility gene 101 protein (gene TSG101). Lineage: Eukaryota; Metazoa; Arthropoda; Insecta; Lepidoptera; Tortricidae. Gene Ontology annotation, biological process: protein transport; protein modification process; endosome to lysosome transport. Gene Ontology annotation, molecular function: ubiquitin binding. The coding region runs from base 145 to 1365 and encodes 406 amino acids. The record is from RefSeq and is a predicted model, not a curated record. The transcript has a single exon. Gene Ontology annotation, cellular component: ESCRT I complex.